AUGUCUUCCAACCCUCGUAGAACUCCGGUGACUCGCUCGGGUUCGAGGGGCCUCACGGUUAAGACCAACAUGGUCCUCAAGAAGGGUGCAACUUUCCAUUCUCCCACAACCCCUCCUGAGUCGCCUGAGAGAGUCUUCCGGCCGCCGCCGCUGCCCCGUCGAUCCCAAACGAACCUCGACGAUGUCAUCGAUGCUCACCGCCGCCGUGUUGCCUUAACACUCGGUGACAUUGACAAGACCUUGGCUGGUUCUUCCAAGCCCGACUCGGUUGCCGUCCCCGCGCGCAAGAAGACCCUGCGAGACGAGACUCUUCCUCUUCCACGAGGAGUGCUUGAUCACACCCUCGAUUCGCUUAUGGCUAAGGAGCAGCCGGCCGAGCGCCGGAUGCUCCGGCCCCGAACGCGCCGUCCUUCCCGCUUCCAUGACUCGGACAGCGGCCUGGGCACUUCUAUCGCCUCGACCAAAGAGAAAGACGCCGCCGUCAAGAAGGAGAGGACGGUGAAGGUAUCCGCAGUUACUAAGUCCGCUGCCGCUCGCACGACCGAUGCCGGCAGUCUUGUCGGCCUUGGCCCUCGGGCUACUAGCCGUAUCUGCGAGCACACCCUCAAGCCGCUCCUUGGAAAUGCCGGCUUCAAAGAUUUCCACCCCCUCUUGCUCGAGUGCCCUAGGAAGAUCCAGCAGAAGGAGAUUGUCUGCCUCAGAGACCUCGAGAAGACUCUACUGUUAACCGCUCCAGAGAGGGCCAAGGCCGCUGGACUCUAUCUCGACUUCUGCCUCACGACGAUCCGAUGCAUCCAAGCGACUGUUGAAUACCUCAGCGACCGCGAACAAACUCGCCCCUGCGACGUUCCCUACAGCAACGGUUACUUCAUUGACCUCGUCGAUCAAAUCCGGCAAUACGCCCAGCAACUUGCCGACGCGAAGGAGAAGGGCGACCAGAACGAGAUGGAUGUGGAUCCCACUGAUGAGAUCAAGCUCCAUGGCGGGAUUCAGAUCAAUGGACGCCCUGCCGAGCUCGUCCGCGUCAAAAAGAACGGGAAGAUGAUCUCGAUGGCCACGGGCGAGGUCAUCGAGAAGAUCGAUGAGGAGCCUGAUGCCGUGACAAGAUUCAAGCGCUCGGCCAGCCAGGAGCUAGUAGAUGAAGAGGAGAUCAUGCGAUCCAUGGCUAGGCGGAAGAAGAAUGCUAGCCCUGAGGAGCUCGCUCCAAAGAAGUGCCGGGAGCCGGGCUGCAACAAGGAGUUCAAGCGUCCAUGCGACCUGACCAAGCACGAGAAGACGCAUUCACGCCCAUGGAAGUGUCCCGUCCCGACUUGCAAGUACCACGAGUACGGGUGGCCCACCGAGAAGGAGAUGGACCGCCACCACAAUGACAAGCACUCAUCCAGUCCGCCGAUGUUUGAGUGCCUAUACAAGCCGUGCCCGUACAAGUCCAAGCGGGAGUCGAACUGCAAGCAGCACAUGGAGAAGGCUCACGGGUGGACCUAUGUCCGCACCAAGACAAACGGCAAGAAGUCUGGCUCCAGCAUCGCUGGCAACUCCGCCCAGCCGACCCCCCAGCUCCAGAACAUCCCAACUCCUCCUAGCGAUCAUAGUGUGGGAGUGGCCACACCUCCUGACGACUGGAACCGGGUUUACGGAAACAGUCUCGACUUCCCUACCUAUAUUCCCAACGAUGCGAACUUCAGCAUGAUGCCCCAGGAGAUUUCGCUGGAUUACUCCCCCAUCGACAACCCCACUCCGUCCACCGAUUCUGGCCUCGACCACAACUCGGCCUACCAGGAUGUCGCGACAGACUUCACGAUGUAUGAGGACAUUUACAGUGCUCCCGUUCAGCUUCCGACUCCGCCUCCACUACACUCCCACAUCUAUCACAAGGAUGUUGCGCCGCAGUACAUGUCAUACACUGCGGCCGAGCUGUGCCAACCUCACCCGGCUCAGCUUUCCCCCGCUGGGCAAGGGAAUGCCAUGCUCUAUACACCCAACUCUCUGGCUGAGCUGGACGAGGGCUUCGAUGAACAUAACAACGAGUUUGCUGCAAUCGCCAAUGCUGUCAACGGUGGUGACUUCAUCCUGUUCCCCAACAAUGGUGUCUCCAAGCCGAUGUACAACGAAUCUCUGUUCGCCACAACCGACGUCCCAACCAUGGGUACCGGGCUUUCUCAACCGUCGUCUCAAGACCUGCUGAAUGCCCUCAACAUCGAUUGGUCGACGCAGGAUCUCAGCGCUUAUAUCCCCUACUAA
Molecule: messenger RNA, 2241 nt
Organism: Chaetomium strumarium
Lineage: Eukaryota; Fungi; Ascomycota; Sordariomycetes; Sordariales; Chaetomiaceae
Exons: 3
Coding region: 1-2241 (746 amino acids)
Biological process (GO): regulation of transcription by RNA polymerase II
Cellular component (GO): nucleus
Source: RefSeq, a predicted model, not a curated record